Molecule: messenger RNA, 975 nt
Organism: Lachnellula hyalina
Lineage: Eukaryota; Fungi; Ascomycota; Leotiomycetes; Helotiales; Lachnaceae
Product: Oxidoreductase
Exons: 2
Coding region: 1-975 (324 amino acids)
Source: RefSeq, a predicted model, not a curated record
AUGCCCCCCCGAAGCAACAAAGAUAGCAAGUCAACACACCAACCAGUAUAUAUCAUGAAGGUGGCAAUUGCAGGUGCCGGGGACUUAGCCCGCUACUUCGUCGAGGAACUUCUUGCACAGAAGCAUGAAGUAGUUGUUCUAUCACGCAGUCCAAAACCAUGGUUUAAUCGCCCAGACUUAACUUUUCGGAUGACCGACUAUUCCAUUCCUUCACUGGUCAAAGAACUCCAUGACUGUGAAGGUCUCGUGUCUGCACUCCUCGAUUACUCGAUGAACAAUGUCAAUGUCCAUGUCGCACUACUCGAAGCAUGCAGACAGUCUCCAAAAUGCAAGCGUUAUAUUCCAUCAGAGUACGGCGGAAAUAUUGACGAUUUUCCUGACCAACCGGCUUUCUAUUUCGCGAAUCAUGAACCAGUGCGUAAUGCCCUGAAGGAGCAGACGGAAGUAAUGUGGACGCUUUUCAACAUCGGAUGGUUGACAGAUUAUUUGAUUCCCGCAAAUCAGCGGUAUAUUAAAGACAUCGGCGACUAUCAUCCUCUCAAUUAUCAGAAUAACACCUUGAAAAUUCCAGGCACAGGGACGGAACCCAUUGCAUUUACAUCCGCAAGAGAUGCUGCAAGGGCGAUUUCGCGCCUAUUCAUCACGGACUGUGAUCCCUGGGAAAACACCACGUAUGUCUGCGGCGAGACGACCACAUGGAAUGACGUUGCCAGAUUACUUGAAGGGCGUGGUCAUAGACUACGGAAGAGCCAUCGAUCGGUUGAAGCUCUAGAGAAGCAGGUCGCUGACGCCAGGUCCGAGGAUGAAGUCAUUGCUGCUCAAUAUGAAAUCUGGUCAAUCUCUGGCUCUGGCUUUCUUCCACAGGAGAAAUUGAAACGUCAGGCUGAUAAGUACUUCAAGGGCCUGAAGUUCCGGAACGUGGAGGAAAUUUUGAUUGAGGCAGAGAAGAUGAUGAACGUUGAGGUUGCUUUGUAG